This is a messenger RNA of Paramormyrops kingsleyae, 3404 nucleotides long. Its product is annotated as clathrin heavy chain linker domain-containing protein 1. Lineage: Eukaryota; Metazoa; Chordata; Actinopteri; Osteoglossiformes; Mormyridae. The record is from RefSeq and is a predicted model, not a curated record.
CUCACGUCUGGAUUUCCUUAGUGACUUUGCUGGAUACGGAAUCAAACUUCCGUUUAUUUUUGUUUAGAAGUAUGUCAAAAUUUGUAUGCAUAUAUUGCCGCAUAGACACGCUGUGAGGGCCAGUUUACAUGGAACAUUAAGAUGCUGAAGGGAGGGGGAAUCCUGACAUCAGUUGAAUCUUCUAGUGACAAAAACUUUUUAGACUCCGUGUAUGAGUUCAUAGAAAGCGAAAAGAAACACCUGUCAUGCACCGAAGCUGAUGAACAACGCUAUAUUAUCUACAGUGCUGCGUUUGAUAUGGUAAUUGAGCACACAACCGUGUAUAAAAUGGUGCUUGCUUCCAUCAAGAGGGAAUACGACCAUUUCAUUCAGGCCGUGAAAAGAAAGCACCAUGAUGCCCAGAGGGUCCAGGCAAGACUGAAAUCCACUCUCUCUGAGCCGGUCUCUCUAAUCAACCACCACAAGAGAUCUGCCCAGCUCCAGGAGAGGAUCACCGUAAUCCUGAAGGACACAUCUGAGCUGCGGACUGAAAUCAGCAGACUGAGGACUCUGCAGACUGAGAGAACAUCUCCCCAGGAGCAUGUAAGGCCUUUUUUCCAGAAUCCAGGUCUAACGGUGAAGGAGAUGAGCCAGGGGCGCCUGAACAGGUGGGAGCAGAAGCGGCCAGAGCUGCCCAGCAGCAAGGCGAGUCCGCCGAGGUCCGAGCUGGACGGCAGGAUGAGUGCAGAGACCCUGAGGGACCAGCUGCUCAGGGAGAACAAGAGACUAAGCUUUCGGAACAAACAGUUGAAGUUUAUUAAUGGCUCUCUACGGUCCUGGGAGAAAUCGAGAAGAGCGCUCCCGUUGAUGCAGUUCCUGUCCUCAGUCCUUUGGAAAACUUCAGAGCUCAAAGGUCCGGAUUCUGACACGGAAAGCAUCAUGUCAGUGCUCUGUAUAGAAGAUGGCAGUGCCUCUUGGCUGCUGAAGGAAUUCAACAGAUUCAGAGAAGGUCUGUUCUCGGGUGACGAUGAAGACAUCCUUAUCCCUGACGCCAGGUCCCCUCAAGAGCUGCCAAGGGACAUGGAGACCAUGGAGAGGAUCAGCGGUGCAUCACAGCCAGUCGAAAAUGCCAAAGGGGAAUCGGUAUUGCUCUUCAUCCAGUCUUCGAUGGCCUCAGUGCAUGCUGGGAUACGGCCGCCCAGCAAGCAGCUGUCUGUUGCGCUGGUGAAGUACGCCUUGCAGCACAGCCGCUUGGAGCUGGUCGCACACUGGGUCACACAGAAAAAGCUGACCUGCUCAGAGACUCUGGGGGAUGUGAUCUGCUCGUACCGGCAUGCCAGCCCGCGGGUAGCCGACACCUGCCUGACCCUGGCACAGCUGGUGUACAGCGCCUGCAGAGCCCGCAGGAAGGCUGCAGCCUGUCUCUGCAGCAGGGGCAUGACACACGCUGCGCUGGCGAUGGGCCAGCAGGACGGGGCAUUCUCAUUGGAUGACUACUUGUACCUUCUGAAGAGCUGCCCCAGCUUGGCCCUGGUCCAGGGCCUGACCACGGAGGGCCAUGGCCGACCGGCUGUCCUCUCCCUGGGUUUUGUCGCUGACACCCUCCUGGCCAGCGGCAGGGAGGAGCUCGCCUUCCAGCUGCUGGAGAGCAUCCGCAGCAGGGCUCCAGGUGCUGGCAAGCUGAUCUCACAGGCCAGGGGACACCCGAGGACCGGGUUGGGAAACACUGAGCUAGACCACUCAGCACCCCCUAGCCGGGGCAGGAGGCUCCACUGGGCUGGAGUCCUGCUUCAGUCCCACGGAGGGGUGACAUCAUGGAUGUGAUGCAUGAACUGCACCAUCGUGGGCACAGCUUUCAAUCUGCCACCCACACAGGCUGGCAUUGAGAGCCGUCUGAUCGAUGGACUUUGGCUUUGUGUGUCCAUGGCUCUCACCUUGCUCUUAGCAAACAGCCCCACUCAUUUCUCAAUAAUGUUAGUGGGGGGGGGGCAGCUGUGUGACCUUGGACCCCCAGAGGUUUUCUUUCUCCCCACUUGGGAGUUUUUGGUUCCUCUCCUCCGUUGUCACCUGGCUUCCUUUCUUUCAUUUCUUUGUCUUCCUUUUUCCCUGUUUUUGAAUUAUUCUGUAUAAAUGAGGCAGGAAUGUAUCACACCACACCCAUGUAAAGUGCCUUGGGGCGCCUCUGUUGUUAAUGGGGCUACAUAUGAAUAAAUUGAACUGAAUUAAACUGGGACUGAGAACUUCAUCCCAUGAGCAUCACUGAGAGCCAGUCUUCUGAACAAACCCUGAACAGGGUCCACAGGGCAAAAUAUCUGUUUGUCAAAUUAAUAUUGCAUAAAUAUAAAUGAUGUGUCCCUAGAGAAAAGCUUCCUCAGAUAAUUGUUCCUCACUGAAAAAACAAAUGACUUUCUGAGCUGCUCAGUCAGUAUGUAAACCAUGCUGACAGACAGAUGUUUGUCUACACAGAUGUAUGCAGCCCUGGAUCUGCCUUUGAAUGACUUAUUAGGUUCUUUGUUAAAAGUUGUUGUUUUGCUGUGUAGUUACAGUGUGGCUCCUGUAACAAUAUCACUUGUGCUUGUACCUGGGCAUUUAUUGGAAGCACAGCCUAAUUGCAUGGACGCCUAGCUGACUCCAUUCUGUUCAGUUGUUCUAUAGUACUUUUUAAAGUAGGAGUUUUCAAGUUCUGAGAAAUUUUCAAGUUAAUAGAUUGCGAUGUGUGAUUCUAAUAAUAAUGAACGAUAUAUAGCAUAUACAGUUUUUCCUUCCGACAAUCCAUGCAUAUUGACACAGAACACCGAUAUCUCUGUGCAUUUCGACCAAUCAGAUGGGGGUGACGCAAUGGUCCAUGUCAGCGGGGUCGUGACUUGGGCACAACUUGCAUACUUCACGAUGGAAAUAGUUUGCAGUACGACUCGGUUCUUGGUGGCAGUGGAAAAGCACCAUUUGACAGCAUGAAUGUUUGCAAUGUGCUACUUGCCUUGCUUGCACGUCGCUUUGGGACAUUACUAAAUAUGUAAAUGUAAUGUGAUGAAUGGCAGGCAUAUGGUUUGACCAGUGUGCGUAUUACGGAGCUCCAAAGCAAAUUACCUUGUUCAGGCUGCUCCCGAUAUCUCAGUGUUGGCAUCUGUGCUCUCGCUUGUUUGUUUGCUUCAGCGUAGCCAGAGCACGUCCGAGACGAUGAUUCCACAUAAAGGUUGGCGGCAAACCUCCGCAUUUCCCAGGCAAACUGGCACUACCACAUCGGGUAUAGUCAUCUCACAGUGAGCGUCUUGUCAAUAUAAACCUUUAACCUUACUUCAGACUGCAGAAUCGCAGUCACCGUUUUGCAUAAUACCGCCUGUUCACAGGAAACUGCUGCGCAAGCCUGUGGGUGAGACCCCCCCCCGUGCCAGAUGGCGAGACCUGUCCUCCUUUCAGUGCUGCAG